Penicillium vulpinum is the source of this 7341-nucleotide messenger RNA. RefSeq names its product Male sterility NAD-binding. NCBI's taxonomy places the organism in Eukaryota, Fungi, Ascomycota, Eurotiomycetes, Eurotiales, Aspergillaceae. Gene Ontology annotation, cellular component: cytoplasm. The coding region runs from base 1 to 7341 and encodes 2446 amino acids. Gene Ontology annotation, biological process: secondary metabolite biosynthetic process; amino acid activation for nonribosomal peptide biosynthetic process. The record is from RefSeq and is a predicted model, not a curated record. Gene Ontology annotation, molecular function: catalytic activity; phosphopantetheine binding. The transcript has a single exon.
AUGGUCGGACUACACCAAGUACCUGAGGGUCUUCACUACUCAUUCACGGGCCCAACUGUGGAGAAACAAGCACAAGGCGGAUUCAAAGUCUCGGGGGAUUGCUCGUUCCCACAACCAAAAGACUUGACCGGUCAGGGGAUACAGGACAGCGGCGAGAUUCAGCAGAUUCGAUCUGUGCUUGAUGGCCAUGGAAGGCAGCGUUGGAAGCAAGCAGUUCCACUCUUGGUCCUGGCAUGGGCCAUCCUAUUAAAAGAAUACAAUCGAUCUGAAACGCUGCUGCUCUCAGUUUAUGAAAACGAGAAAUGCAUGUGGCAGAUUCCAUUCGAGUUGCAGCCAGAAUCCUCAAUUGAGUCAUCCCUAGAGCAAGCAGCAGAAUUUCUCGGAUUUUCAAGUGAUCCUGUCAAAUCAGAAGCCCACACGACAGGAAACGAACGACACACUUCCCAUGUGACACUGUGCAUCAUUGACUGCCCCUAUCAAUAUCCGAAGAAAUGUGGUAACCUCAAACUCCACCCUCAGGAAGCUCUUCGAUUAGUAUGCCAGCAGCAGACAGAUGCAACCAUAGAUGCCCGUGUAUACUAUGAUACUACAAGAUGUAUGGAGGAGCAGGCGCAACGGUUUUUAGCCCAAUACAAAACCAUUUUACAACAUCUCAUGCGGCAAGAUCGCGCUCGGUCCCUCCGGGAUAUUGAAAUGAUCAGUGUUCAGGACAAGGACGCCCUAAUGCAGUGGAACUCGGAUCAGAUCAUGGUGUCGCAAGAUCGGCUGCACGAGUUAUUUCAAGCCAGGACUUGUGAAAGACCCAACCAGCCCGCGGCUGUGACCACUGAAGGGUGUUUGACAUAUGCACAAUUGGAUAAGCUAUCUUCCAUUCUGGCUGCGACCUUGGUUGAGCGCGGCAUUGGUAGGGGAGCAAUCGUCCCCAUCCUGUUUGAGAAGUCACUUUGGGCUAUUGUCAGUAUAUUGGCCAUCUUGAAAGCCGGAGCGGCGAGCACAUCAAUAUGUGCGAGCCAUCCAAAUCUCUAUAUUGCGAAAGUGGUGGAACAGACAAAGUCCACGGUGGUGCUGACCUCGGAGACUGAAUAUGAUCGAUUGGCGCGCGUAAAGGGCGUCGAUUGCAUGGUUAUCUCAGAGGCAACGCUGGGAUUACUGCCUCAGCCAUCAGCCAGCUGGCAGUUCCCGAGAGGUGAUAAAGAAGAUAUUGCAUGCGUUCUCUUCACGUCUGGUAGCACAGGUCAGCCCAAGGGCGUUCUGUUAAGUCACCGAGCCAUUGCCACAACGAUGGAUCACCAUGGCAGGGCUACGGGAAUCAAGAGAUCACCCAGAACCCUGCAGUUUUCAUCGUAUGCAUUUGAUAUGGCCAUUUAUGAAAUAUUCCAUGCGCUGGUGAGAGGAGGAACAGUGUAUACCCCGUCCGAGGAGGAAAGGCUACAUGACCUUCCCUCUUUCAUUACAAAACACCAAACGACAUGGGCCUUCAUCACGCCCACAAUGCUCAGAACAUUUAGUCCCUCGCAAUUUCCAACUAUGGAGACCAUUGUUGUUGGCGGAGAGGCGGUUGGUAAUGACCUGGUCCAAACAUGGGGGGAUCGGCUGUAUAAUGGCUUUGGGCCGGCCGAAGUGAGCAUAUGUGUGUCAACUCGAAUGGACCCACGGCGUUGGGUCGAUGGCACAAUAGGCCGGCCAGUUGGGUGCAUUGGGUGGAUAGUGAACCCGAAUGACAUGAACACUCUGACCCCAAUUGGAGGAAUAGGGGAACUUCUUGUGGAAGGACCCAUUGUUGCUCACGGAUACUUAAACGAGCAAGAGAAGACUGAGCAAGUCUUUGUUUCAGCGCCUAGUUGGAGGUCCACUUUCCCCAUCCCACACCGCGGCGCUUUCUUCAGGACCAGCGACUUGGUCCAAUUCAACUGGGACGGCUCAAUGCGAUAUUUGGGCCGAAAAGACACUGUGCGGAAAAUAAAUGGCCAACGAAUAGACAUCGAAAGCAUUGAGGUCACUCUGCGACAGAUGGAGACAAACUUGGAUGUUUCGGUGGAUGUCUUGCCCUCACCCGGCCCGCACCAUCAAGAAAUUGUCAUCGCCUUCGUGGCGGGAAGAUCCACAAAGAUUGAUGGAUUGAAAGUGACCUCAGUGUGUAAAGACAGUGCACAUGUAGAAAUGAGGCGUCAUGACCGAGAAGAUGCGAUCCGUGAUGAGAUGGGGCGCCGUCUGCCUCGUUAUAUGAUUCCGACAUUUUUGAUUGAGCUACCAGUUCUACCAAAGACAGCGACUGGCAAGGUCGACCGGAAACAGCUCGCCGAUAUGUUUACCGGGAGAGCGAAAUCCGAGAUGACGAAACUCGUUAAGUCGAAGGCGAAUGGGAACCCCAAAAGAAGGGCGAUGUCCGCCGCCGAAUAUCAACUGGCAUCUCUUGUUCAGGAGACUCUGGGGUUAGAAGCGACAGAUCUCGAUAUGAAUAGCGCCUUUGUGCACAUGGGUGGAGAUUCUUUAGCCGCCGUGAGACUCGUCAGUCGCGCUCGAAAGGCAGGAAUAUCUCUAAAAGCCAUGGAUCUUUUGCGACACGACCUGAAAUUAGCAGACCUGACGCAGGAGCUCCAGAGGGGAGAACCAAUUCCUUCAGACGUGGAAUCUAAUGUUAUUGCUCCAUUUUCCAUGCUUCCGGAAAACAAUAGUGAUCUCAUCAAGAUCCUGGAGGCGGCCCGGGGGCAAUGCGGCAUUGGGGAAGAGUCUAUUUGCGACAUCUACCCAUGUACGCCCAUCCAAGAAGGCCUAUUUUCAACCACCUCCGUUGGCUCCCGAGCUUACAUCGAUCGAUUUGUAUUAACGCUCUCUCCUGAGGUCGACCAGUCCCGGUUGGUGAGGGCUUGGAAUACGCUGAUUCGAUCCAGCGACAUACUGCGAACUCGCAUUAUCCAAACAACUAUUGGGGUAUACCAGGUCGUCAUAGAUCACCAUGAGCUUCCAAUUCCAUCCUACAAAUCUGAGGAGCAGUAUUUGGCAAGUGGCGCGACGAAGGAGAUGGGCCCCGGGACUCCUCUAGUCGUCGUCGGUCUCAUAGUACCAGAAAUGAAUUCUAGGGAAAAGGAGAAGGACCUUGGCUCGCCUAUGGCACAACUUAUGGUCAAUAUCCACCAUGCAGUCUAUGAUGGGUGGACGUGGGAAAUGAUGUUACAGGAUAUAGAGACCGCCUACCGAGGCGAAUCACUGCCUCUGCGUCGAUUCUCGGGAUUCGUUCGCUUUCUACAAGAUCGGGAUCUUCUCGGCGAACAGGAGUUUUGGCGUACAUACUGUCGCAACCUCGACGCAGCCGUCUUCCCGGAAGCCCUCGCGAUCAACCGUGCUGCCCAACUCCGCAUUCGAUUAGCCUACCUUCACCAACCCCCGCAGAAUCCCCCGCCAGGGAAGGAGGAAAAUGGCCGGUCAAACGUUCCUCCUGGCCCUGGGGUGACGCCAGCGAUCAAAGUCCAUUUGGCAUGGGCCAUCCUUAUCUCUUUGUACACCCAGUCCCCUGGCGUGGUUUAUGGGACGAUUAGCAACGGAAGGCUAUCAUCUUUGCCGGGGAUGGAAAACAUCAUGGGCCCAACAUUUGCCACCAUCCCGUUUGCACACACAAUUGAUCGAUCAAUGCGCAUUGACCAGGCACUCCAAAUGACUCAGGCAAAUAUGCAGUCUACCCUUCAGUGGGAGCAUGCAGGAUUGCACUGCAUUUCUCACGUCAGUCCCGAGGCGUCCGCAGCUUGUAUGUUCCAGACCCUGGUCGUCAUUCAGCCACCUAAGGCUUCAUUGAAGUCAGCGAUCUUUGAUUCUAUCCAAGAGCGGACGGGGGCAGACGGUUUCAUUCCGGGGUACUCGAUGAUUCUGAUCUGUACCCCCGGUGAGACAGAUCACAGUUGGGAGUUUGAGCUCCUGCUGGACGACGAAAUUGUUCCCCAGGCUCAGGGCCAGCGCAUCCUUCGUCAGCUUAGUCACCUCCUAUCCCAAUUAAAUGGGGAGCAGUCCACUCGCGUGGGCCAACUGGAUUGUUUGGGCAUAGCAGAUCAGGUGCAGUUAUGCGAGUGGCAACUACCUCCUCCUGCGCGCGUCGAUUACACUAUUCAUGGCCUUGUCAAACUUCAAUGCCAGAUCCGUCCACAAGAGCAGGGAGUUUGCUCAUGGGAUGGAUCUUUCACUUACGAUGAGGUACAGCGAUUCUCUGAUAUAGGUGCAAUCGGCCUGCGAGACAUGGGCAUCGGGACAGGGGCCAUUGUCCCUAUUUGCUUGGAACGCUCCAAGUGGGUGGUCAUCGCCAUGCUCGCUGUUAUGAAGACCGGGGCUGCGUUUGUCCUGCUGGAUCAAAAUUCAGCCUUGGAGCGAAAUCAAAGUAUAUGUAAAACCGUGACGGCGCGGUGGGUCAUAACUUCGGCUGUAUGCAUGGGGUACUGUCAGAACUUUGCGCCUCAAACCCUGCUAUUCUCUGAACAGAUGAUGCGAGGAGCAAGCAAUCAAUCAUCUUCUCCGCAGGAUGACCUAGAUACUGGCUAUCACUCCGACCUGCUCUACGUCGUCUUUACUUCCGGGUCAACCGGGAAUCCUAAGGGCGUAGAGAUUGAGCACGGGUCCUACUGCUCCGCGAUGAUUGCCCAACGUGAGAAACUCUAUAUCCGAGCAGGCUCCCGUGUCUUACAACUGUCGUCGUAUGCAUUUGACUCCUUUGCUGUCGAGAUUCUCACAACUUUGUCUAGCGGCGGCUGUGUGUGCAUCCCGUCCGCCGAAGAGCUAGCCAGGGGCAUUGGCUCGGCCAUUCGACAAUACCGAGCCGAAUGGAUGUGCGCUACUCCAUCCAUGCUUCGGCUUAUUACGCCAGCCGAUGUCCCCAGCUUGAAGACUGUGGUCGCCGUGGGAGAGACGCUGCUACCAUCGCAGGUCGCAGUAUGGGCACCCGCAGUCACAUUAUUGUGUGGUUAUGGGCCCUCUGAAUGCUGCACGGGGGCAACAGUUCACACCAUACGCGGUGUGUCCGUUGAUCCUCGCAUUAUUGGGACAGGAAUGGGAUGUUCGCUCUGGGUGGUGGACCAGUACGACCACAAUCGAUUGAUGCCGAUCGGGGCGAUCGGAGAGUUAAUUCUCCAAGGACGCAUUGUUGGCCGUGGCUAUCUGAAUGAGCCGGAAAAGUCUCGUGUUGUGUUCCUUGAUCGAACUCAAUGGUCCACUAACAUGGACUCAUUCUCCGGGGAGCGAUUAUACAAGACAGGAGACCUCGUACGGAUCAAUCCCGAUGGCACCUGCCUAUUUCUUGGUCGCAAAGACCACCAAGUGAAAUUACGUGGCCAGCGCCUGAACCUAAUGGAUGUUGAGCACCACCUCACAGAAACACUCGGGUCCCAGUUCACCACGAUUAUGGCAGACAUUAUCAAACCGAGAACAGAGGAAAUUGAUGGAGAUACCCAUCAUAUGCUGGUGGCAAUGGUCGAAACGGCGGACGAGGGAAUGUUCGACACGUCCAUCUCUCAUGCUCAGACUGAUGGCGGAUUUUUAUUUGUUCCCCCCAGUUCUCGAUUCGUGCAGAUGGUCAGCAAAGUCGAGCAGGAGCUCUCAAAUGCGUUGCCGGCAGUCAUGAUUCCCUCGCUGUGGCUUCUCGCCCGCCAAAUGCCACUCACCGUUUCUGGCAAGGCUGAUCGACGACAGAUUCGAGCCGCGGCCGCAUCGCUAACGCCCGAGGCACUUCUAACUUUCGGGUGUUCCGGUGCUCAGGCAAGCGAUGUCCCGUUGGCAUCAACAGAAACCACUGCGUGGAUAGUGUCUGAAGUAAUGGCCGACGUUCUUCAUUCGCGGUUGAAACUAGACAGAAACCGUGUGGUGGGGAAGAAUGUUACCCUUUCUCGUGUUGGUCUAGACUCUAUCGAUAUGAUGGCUAUCUCCGUGGCUAUCUCCAGCCGCUUUGACGUUUGUUUGCCGAUGGCACCUCUGUUCCGAUCCGGCUUAACUGUUCGCGAUGUGGCUCUCAUGAUUUCGAUGCCGCCUACCACGCAAGGCAUGGAGCAAGAGCCGCCGCUGACAAUGGAUCUUUGGUCGGAGUAUCACAUAAUACGGGAGAGAAUACGUGCCAUCUGCGUGCAUUCGCGGAAAUUGGCGAAUUCCAGUCUCAGUGGACGUUCCAACGGGAAGGGCCUUGCCGUUGGCCGCGUCCUGCUAACAGGUGGCACCGGCUUUCUCGGGACCCAUAUCUUAAAAGCACUGCUGGAAGAUCCUCGAGUGCAGUUGGUCACGGUGCUCGUUCGUGCUGAAUCGGACAAGGCGGCAAUCAGGCGUGUCGUCCAAGCCGCUCAUGGUGCAGGCUGGUGGAGAGAAUCGUAUCGAAAUCGGGUCCGGACAUGGUUAGGAUGUCUAUCUCAGCCCUGUUUGGGUUUGUCCGAAAGUCUGUGGAAGGUCCUCUGCGGCCUUGACCACUCAGGUGAUGGAUUCGACACUGUGAUUCAUAACGGUGCCUGGGUUCAUUGGGGUCAGGAAUACCACACACUCCAGUCCGUCAACACAGGAAGCACCAUCAACCUCUUGGGUGCGCUAACGCAGCUGACCUAUCCUGUGGCUUUUACUUACGUAUCGGCCCUCCUGCCCGGUUCCUCGACUGUGGAUGACGAUCAAAACGUGGCCAAGCUACUUUCCACUUCCGAUGGAUAUAGUCAAAGUAAAUUCAUGUCGGAACUCGCUAUUAAAGAGUUUCAACGAGACCCGGUGUGUAAGCAUAUCCAUAUGAACAUCAUUCGGCCAGGUUGGAUAAUCGGAUCCACGGACAACGGGAUAGCGAAUGUGAGCGAUUAUCUUUGGCGCGUGGUGGGCUCUGCUGUGGCCUGUGGGCUUUAUAACAAUGAAGAGGACUCCAACUCAUGGAUCUUCAUCUCUCCCGUGGACCUAGUUGCAGGGCUGAUCACCAGUCAAACUCUGGAUGGAUAUCGAGAUAAAAUUGGUCUUAAUGAUGGUCCCCAGUCUGUCCAGAUCACGUCCAUCACGGAUGGCCUUGCCGCCCCUGACUUUUGGCGCGCGGUGUCGACAGCGUGCCACCAGACUUUUGGCAGUCCUCUUCAACCUUGCCAAGGAAUCAACUGGUUACAUCGGAUGAAAGGAAGCAUGAUGGCGAUAGGGGGUGAGCAUCUGCUAUGGCCUGUGUUUGAAUUUUUAGAAUCCAACAAUGGCCGUUUGGGGUCCUAUGCCGAUCCCAUCGAAACCUCCGCCACGCUGCGAAGUCUCCUGUUCCGCUCAGUCAUCCAAAACGUACAGCAUAUUUGCUCUACAGGAUCUAUUGAGAUCGAGAGUGGUCUGAUGCUGUCGUCAUCUAACAUAUUCAGCCGGAGACCCAACUAG